Messenger RNA from Fusarium keratoplasticum, 615 nucleotides. RefSeq lists its product as uncharacterized. The record is from RefSeq and is a predicted model, not a curated record. Lineage: Eukaryota; Fungi; Ascomycota; Sordariomycetes; Hypocreales; Nectriaceae. Gene Ontology annotation, biological process: mRNA processing. Gene Ontology annotation, cellular component: Prp19 complex; precatalytic spliceosome; catalytic step 2 spliceosome. The transcript is spliced from 2 exons. The coding region runs from base 1 to 615 and encodes 204 amino acids.
AUGGCCGUCCCCCCAGCAUAUCACGAGUCGCUCCCCUAUGUUGACCCCGAACCCUCUCCCGAAGCUCUCGCCGCCGCCCGCGCCCUCAUAACCGCCGAGGCAGCUACACAACCCCCCAAACCCUCCUCCCACCCAGAGCCCUCUUUCUCCCCCGCCAUAGCCGCCGAGCUCGCCCGCGUAUCCAACUCGACGCCCCUCGCUCCCCUUGAUCUCUCCCGCUACGAGGCACCCUCGCCCAGCGCCCCUCCCGCAGAGGCCCUCCCCUCAGCCGCCGUUGCGCACAGCUACCUCUCGUCGCGUCUCACCAACCUCGAACUGCUCGACCGAUGGGGCAAGAAUGCAUGGCUCCUCGGCAACCAUGCCCUCGAGGCCGAACUACAGGCUCUUGAGCGCGAGCUCGCCGCCACCAAGCGAGAGGUCGACAUUGUCAACCUCGAGAGACAGAAGCGCCAAGGCGCCGUGGGAGCAGAGAUCAAGGCCCUCGAUGAUACCUGGCGCGCCGGCGUUGGCAGGGUGCUCGAGACCGAGGUCGCCGUCGAGGAGUUGAGGGGCAGGAUCCGGGAGGAGUUGGCGCGGAGGGCGGCGCAGGGCGAUGGGCAGGGCCAGGAGCAGUAG